Ochotona curzoniae (black-lipped pika) is the source of this 7182-nucleotide messenger RNA. RefSeq names its product calcium voltage-gated channel subunit alpha1 G (gene CACNA1G). The record is from RefSeq and is a predicted model, not a curated record. Gene Ontology annotation, molecular function: voltage-gated sodium channel activity; low voltage-gated calcium channel activity. The transcript has 35 exons. Gene Ontology annotation, biological process: membrane depolarization during action potential; positive regulation of calcium ion-dependent exocytosis; calcium ion transmembrane transport. Bases 436 to 7182 code for a protein of 2248 amino acids. NCBI's taxonomy places the organism in Eukaryota, Metazoa, Chordata, Mammalia, Lagomorpha, Ochotonidae. Gene Ontology annotation, cellular component: plasma membrane; neuron projection; voltage-gated sodium channel complex.
GAAGAGGGGGCACCCCUCCUCAGACCCGCACCCCUGCCCUCCACGGGGUGCCCCCUUUCUCUCUCCUGGUGUCGAGGCUGCUUCGUCGAAGGUAGUCCUGAACCGGAGGCUGGGCGCGAAGCGAAGAAGCCGGAACAAAGUGAGGGGGGAGCCUGCCGGCUGGCCCAGGGGAUCGCCCCGGGGGCCCGGGGAAAGCGGGACUCGCGCCCGAAGGGGCUUCUCUGCCACCCGGGGCCCCGCGGGCAGCAUGCCCCUGCGGGCAGGGGGAGCUGGGCUGAACUGGCCUUCCCGGGGGCUCAGCUCGCGCCCUAGAGCCCCCCAGAUGCGCCCCCGCCUGGGCCCCCCGGUGGCGUGAGGGCACCUCCUCUGAGGGGCGCCGCUCGCCCCUCUCCGGGCCGCCCCGGGGGCUCCCCCCCACCCCCGGCUGGCCGGAGGAUGGACGAGGAGGAGGAUGGAGCGGGCGCUGAGGAGUCGGGACGGUCCCAGAGCUUCACGCGGCGCAACGACCUGUCGGGGGCCGGGGGCCAGCCGGGGUCGGCGGAAAAGGACCCGGGCAGCGCGGACUCCGAGGCGGAGGGGCUGCCGUACCCGGCGCUGGCCCCCGUGGUUUUCUUCUACUUGAACCAGGACAGCCGCCCGCGGAGCUGGUGUCUCCGCACGGUCUGUAACCCCUGGUUUGAGCGUAUCAGUAUGCUGGUCAUCCUUCUCAAUUGUGUGACCCUCGGCAUGUUCCGACCUUGUGAGGAUAUUGCCUGCGACUCUCAGCGCUGCCGAAUCCUGCAGGCCUUUGAUGACUUCAUCUUUGCCUUCUUCGCGGUGGAAAUGGUGGUGAAGAUGGUGGCGCUGGGAAUCUUUGGGAAAAAGUGUUACCUGGGAGAUACUUGGAAUCGGUUGGACUUCUUCAUCGUCAUCGCAGGGAUGCUGGAGUACUCACUGGACCUGCAGAAUGUCAGCUUGUCAGCGGUCAGGACAGUUCGCGUGCUGCGACCGCUCCGGGCCAUUAACCGGGUGCCCAGCAUGCGCAUCCUGGUCACCCUGCUGCUGGACACGCUGCCCAUGCUGGGCAACGUCCUGCUGCUCUGCUUCUUCGUCUUCUUCAUCUUUGGCAUCGUGGGUGUGCAGCUGUGGGCAGGGCUGCUUCGGAACCGAUGCUUCCUGCCCGAGAACUUCAGCCUCCCCCUGAGUGUGGACCUGGAGCGCUAUUAUCAAACAGAGAAUGAGGACGAGAGCCCCUUCAUCUGCUCGCAGCCGCGCGAGAACGGCAUGCGCUCCUGCCGCAGUGUGCCCACCUUGCGUGGUGAUGGUGGUGGUGGCCCACCCUGUGGCCUGGACUACGAGGCCUACAACAGCUCCAGCAACACCACCUGUGUCAACUGGAACCAGUAUUACACCAACUGCUCUGCAGGGGAGCACAAUCCCUUCAAGGGGGCCAUCAACUUCGACAACAUUGGUUAUGCCUGGAUUGCCAUCUUCCAGGUCAUCACACUGGAGGGCUGGGUGGACAUCAUGUACUUCGUCAUGGAUGCCCACUCCUUCUACAACUUCAUCUACUUCAUCCUCCUCAUCAUCUUCUCAGAGACCAAGCAGCGAGAAAGCCAGCUGAUGCGGGAGCAGCGUGUACGCUUCCUCUCCAACGCCAGCACCCUGGCUAGCUUCUCUGAGCCAGGCAGCUGCUAUGAGGAGCUGCUUAAGUACCUGGUCUACAUCCUUAGGAAGGCAGCCCGUAGGCUGGCCCAGGUGUCUCGGGCAGUGGGUGUACGGGCCGGGCUGCUGAGCAGCCCAGCACCCCUCGGGAGCCAGGAGCCCCAGGCUGGCAACAGCUCUUCUCACUCCCGCCGACGCCUGUCUGUCCACCACCUGGUGCACCACCACCACCACCAUCACCACCACUAUCACCUGGGUAACGGGACACUCAGGGCACCCCGAGCCAGUCCAGAGAUCCAGGACAGGGAUGCCAAUGGGUCCCGCCGGCUCAUGCUGCCACCACCCUCAACACCCACCCUCUCCAGGGGCCCUCCGGGGGGUGCCGAGUCUGUGCACAGCUUCUACCAUGCUGACUGCCACUUGGAACCAGUCUGCUGCCAGGCACCCCCUCCCAGGUCCCCUUCAGAGGCAUCAGGCAGGACUGUGGGCAGUGGGAAGGUGUAUCCCACCGUGCAUACCAGCCCUCCACCAGAGAUGCUGAAGGAAAAGGCGUUAGUGGAGGUGGCCCCCAGAUCUGGGCCCCCCACCCUCACCAGCUUCAACAUCCCUCCCGGGCCCUACAGCUCCAUGCACAAGCUGCUGGAGACACAGAGCACAGGCACCUGCCAGAGCUCUUGCAAGCUCUCCAGUCCUUGCUUGAAGGCUGACCGUGGAGCCUGUGGUCCCGACAGCUGCCCCUACUGUGCACGGGCAGGCUCAGGGGAGGUGGAACUUGCUGAGCAUGAGAUGCCUGACUCGGACAGCGAGGCGGUGUAUGAGUUCACACAGGAUGCCCAGCACAGUGACCUCCGAGACCCACACAGCCGGCGGAGACGACCAAGUUCAGGCCGAGAGGCGGAGCCCAACUCCGUGCUGGCCUUCUGGAGGCUCAUCUGUGACACCUUCCGGAAGAUCGUGGACAGCAAGUACUUUGGCCGGGGAAUCAUGAUUGCUAUCCUGGUCAACACACUCAGCAUGGGCAUCGAGUACCACGAGCAGCCAGAAGAGCUGACCAAUGCCCUGGAAAUCAGCAACAUCGUCUUCACCAGCCUCUUUGCCCUGGAGAUGCUGCUGAAGCUGCUCGUGUAUGGCCCCUUCGGCUACAUUAAGAAUCCCUACAACAUCUUUGAUGGCGUCAUUGUUGUCAUCAGCGUGUGGGAGAUCGUAGGCCAGCAGGGGGGCGGCCUGUCGGUGCUGCGGACUUUCCGCCUGAUGCGGGUGCUGAAGCUGGUGCGCUUCCUGCCGGCGCUGCAGCGGCAGCUUGUGGUGCUCAUGAAGACCAUGGACAACGUGGCCACCUUCUGCAUGCUGCUUAUGCUCUUCAUCUUCAUCUUCAGCAUCCUGGGCAUGCACCUCUUCGGCUGUAAGUUUGCAUCCGAGCGGGACGGGGAUACACUGCCGGACCGCAAGAAUUUUGACUCCCUGCUGUGGGCCAUUGUCACCGUCUUUCAGAUCCUGACCCAGGAGGACUGGAACAAAGUCCUCUACAACGGCAUGGCCUCCACGUCAUCCUGGGCCGCCCUCUAUUUCAUCGCACUCAUGACCUUCGGCAACUAUGUGCUCUUUAACCUGCUGGUCGCCAUUCUGGUGGAGGGCUUCCAGGCGGAGGGAGAUGCCACCAAGUCAGAGUCGGAGCCUGAUGUCUUCUCGCCCAGCCUGGAUGGUGAGGGGGACAGGAAGAAGCACUUGGCCUUGGUGUCCCUGGGGGAGCACCCAGAGCUGCGGAAGAGUUUGCUGCCUCCUCUCAUCAUUCACACAGCCGCCACACCCAUGUCGCUGCCCAAGAGCAACAGCACGGGCCUGGGCGAGGCUCUGGGUCCCGGCUCCCGCCGCACCAGCAGCAGCGGCUCCGCCGAGCCCGGGGCAGCCCCCGAGAUGAAGUCACCGCCAAGUGCUCGCAGCUCCCCGCACAGUCCCUGGAGUGCGGCCAGCAGCUGGACCAGCCGGCGUUCUAGCCGCAACAGCCUGGGCCGCGCCCCCAGCCUCAAGCGGAGGAGCCCAAGUGGGGAGAGGCGGUCCCUGCUGUCCGGUGAGGGCCGGGAGAGCCAGGACGAGGAGAGCUCGGAGGAGGAGCGGGCCAGCCCUGCCGGCAGUGACCGUUGCCACAGGGGCUCCCUGGAGCGGGAAGCCAAGAGCUCCUUUGACCUGCCGGACACGCUGCAGGUGCCUGGGCUGCACCGCACAGCCAGUGGCCGCAGCUCUGCCUCUGAGCACCAGGACUGCAAUGGCAAGUCAUCUUCGGGGCGCCUGGCCCGGGCCCUGCGGCCCGAUGACCCCCCAUUGGAUGGGGAUGACGGCGAUGACGAGGGCAACCUGAGCAAAGGGGAACGGAUCCGAGCAUGGGUCCGGGCCCGGCUCCCUGCCUGCUGCCGCGAGCGAGACACUUGGUCUGCCUACAUCUUCCCUCCUCAGUCGAAGUUCCGCCUCCUGUGCCACCGGAUCAUCACCCACAAGAUGUUUGACCACGUGGUCCUUGUCAUCAUCUUCCUCAACUGCAUCACCAUUGCCAUGGAGCGCCCCAAAAUCGACCCUCACAGUGCUGAACGCAUCUUCCUGACCCUCUCCAACUACAUCUUCACCGCAGUCUUUCUGGCCGAAAUGACAGUAAAGGUGGUGGCACUAGGCUGGUGCUUUGGGGAGCAGGCCUACCUGCGCAGCAGCUGGAACGUGCUGGAUGGGCUGCUUGUGCUCAUUUCGGUCAUCGACAUCCUCGUGUCCAUGGUCUCAGACAGCGGCACCAAGAUCCUGGGCAUGCUCAGGGUGCUGCGGCUACUGAGGACCCUGCGCCCACUCAGGGUCAUCAGCCGGGCACAGGGGCUGAAGCUGGUGGUGGAGACGCUGAUGUCCUCACUGAAGCCCAUCGGCAACAUUGUGGUCAUCUGCUGUGCCUUCUUCAUCAUCUUCGGCAUCCUGGGCGUGCAGCUCUUCAAAGGCAAGUUCUUCGUGUGUCAGGGCGAGGACACCAGAAACAUCACCAACAAGUCGGACUGUGCCGAGGCCAGUUACCGGUGGGUUCGACACAAGUACAACUUCGACAACUUGGGCCAGGCCUUGAUGUCCCUGUUUGUGCUGGCCUCCAAGGAUGGCUGGGUGGACAUCAUGUACGAUGGACUGGAUGCCGUGGGAGUGGACCAGCAGCCCAUUAUGAACCACAACCCCUGGAUGCUGCUCUACUUCAUCUCGUUCCUGCUCAUCGUGGCAUUCUUCGUCCUGAACAUGUUUGUGGGCGUGGUGGUGGAGAACUUCCAUAAGUGCCGGCAGCACCAGGAGGAAGAGGAGGCCCGACGACGGGAGGAGAAGCGCCUGCGAAGACUGGAGAAAAAGAGAAGGAAUCUAAUGCUGGACGAUGUAAUUGCUUCCGGCAGCUCAGCCAGUGCUGCGUCAGAAGCCCAGUGCAAACCCUACUACUCCGACUACUCCCGUUUCCGGCUACUUGUCCACCACUUGUGCACCAGCCACUACUUGGAUCUCUUCAUCACGGGUGUCAUCGGGCUCAAUGUGGUCACCAUGGCCAUGGAGCACUAUCAGCAGCCCCAGAUCCUGGACGAGGCUCUAAAGAUCUGCAACUACAUCUUCACCGUCAUCUUCGUCUUAGAGUCUGUCUUCAAACUUGUGGCCUUUGGCUUCCGACGUUUCUUCCAGGACAGGUGGAACCAGCUAGACCUGGCCAUUGUGCUGCUCUCCAUCAUGGGCAUCACGCUGGAGGAGAUAGAGGUCAAUGCCUCACUGCCCAUCAACCCCACCAUCAUUCGCAUCAUGAGGGUGCUGCGCAUUGCCCGAGUGCUCAAGCUGCUGAAGAUGGCUGUGGGCAUGCGAGCGUUGCUGGACACAGUGAUGCAGGCCCUGCCCCAGGUGGGGAACCUGGGACUUCUCUUCAUGUUGUUGUUUUUCAUCUUUGCAGCUCUGGGCGUGGAGCUCUUUGGAGACCUGGAGUGUGACGAGACACACCCCUGUGAGGGCCUGGGCCGGCAUGCCACCUUCCGGAACUUUGGCAUGGCCUUCUUGACCCUCUUCCGGGUCUCUACCGGGGACAACUGGAACGGGAUCAUGAAGGAUACACUCCGGGACUGCGACCAGGAGUCCACCUGCUACAACACAGUCAUCUCCCCCAUCUACUUCGUGUCCUUUGUGCUCACGGCACAGUUCGUGCUGGUCAACGUGGUGAUUGCGGUGCUGAUGAAGCACCUGGAGGAGAGCAACAAGGAGGCCAAGGAAGAGGCCGAGCUGGAGGCCGAGCUGGAGCUGGAGCUGAAGACACUCAGCCCGCAGCCCCAUUCGCCGCUGGGCAGCCCCUUCCUCUGGCCUGGGGCCGAGGGUCCUGACAGCCCUGAUGGCCCCAAGCCUGGAGUUCCCCAGCCAGAAGCCCACCCAAGAGCAGCCUCCCGCAUCUCUCUGGAGCACCCCACGAUGGAGCCUCACCUCGAGGAGGUGCCCAGCACCCCGGGACCAGACCUGCUGACUGUGCGCAAGUCUGCGGUCAGCCGGACGCACUCCCUGCCCAACGACAGCUACAUGUGCCGGGACGGGAGCACCGCCGAGGGGUCCCAGGGAGCCAGUGGCUGGGGGCUCCCCAAGUCCCAGUCAGGCUCUGUCUUGUCCUUCCACUCCCAGCCAGCAGACACCAGCUACAUCCUGCAGCUUCCCAAAGAUGCACCUCACCUGCUCCAGCCCCACAGCACCCCUACCUGGGGCACCAUCCCCAAACUACCCCCUCCAGGCCGCUCCCCUUUGGCUCAGCGGCCCCUCAGGCGCCAGGCAGCAAUAAGGACGGAUUCCUUGGAUGUUCAGGGCCUUGGCAGCCGGGAAGACCUGCUGUCGGAGGUGCACGGGCCGUCCCCGCCGCUGGUCCGCUCCUCCUCCCUCUGGGCCCGCCCAAGCAGCCAGGCCCAGCAGCACUUGUGCAGCCACAGCAAGAUCUCGAAGCACAAGGCCCUGCCAGCCCUUUGCCCUGGCCAGGAGCCCGGCCAGAGCAAGGGCCCUCCAGAGAGCAGAAGCAGCUUCGAGCUGGACACUGAGCUGAGCUGGCUUUCAGGGGACCUCCCACCCCUGGGCAGCCAGGAGGUGCCAUCCUCCCCACGUGACCUCAAGAAGUGCUACAGCGUGGAGGCCCAGGGAUGCCGGCGCCGGCCCGGGGCCUGGCUGGAUGAGCAGAGGAGACACUCCAUUGCCGUCAGCUGCUUGGACAGCGGGGGUGGCUCCCAAGCCCAUCUGGGCCCUAUCACCUCGGGCCUCCCUGGCCAGCAGCCUCUCGGGGGUCCUGGGAGCCGGCCCAAGAAAAAACUCAGUCCACCCAGCAUCUCUAUAGACCCUCCUGAGAGCCAGGGCACGCACCUCAGGGCCAGCCCCGGGGUCUGCCUGCGGAGGAGGGCUCCACCCAGUGACACCAAGGACGCCUUGACCUUGGGCCCUCCUGAGAGCUCGGCUGCCUUGCCCUCCCCAAAGAAAGACGUGCUGAGUCUCUCGGGUCUGUCCUCUGAGCUGGCAACCCUGGACCCAUGA